UGCACUUACACACACACACAGACACACACACACAUAUAGGGAAGUAGAGGGAUUACAAAGGCACAGUGACCCAUAUGCUGGACAGGGAUGGAGACGAGACAGCUAAAAGUGAGACGAGCUCAAGACUCUGGUUUUGACGACGAAGCUCAGGUCAGCGGCGCCUCUCGUCCCCUCUCCGCCCUCGUCCGCCUCUACGUGUACGCGCUGCACGGCUGCCUCUGCGAGGUGGCCUUCACCGCCGUGCUGGACUGGUGCAGCACCCGGGACCGGAGGCUGGCCGGGCACAGCAGCCUGUGGGCGCUGCCCAUGUACGCCACCGCCAUCUACUUCAUGGAAAAGCUGAGGGCCCGGCUGCUGGCUCAGCGUCAGCCGCUGCCCGUCCGACUGGCGGCUCACACCGCGUUCAUCUACUUCUGGGAGUUCAGCUGGGGGGCGGCGCUGAGGCUGCUGGGAGCAUGUCCAUGGGACUACUCGCAUUAUACGUACAACCUGGGAGGACUGGUGACUCUGGAAUACGCGGUGCCCUGGACUGUGGCGGCGUUUCUGGCGGAGCAGCACGUGAUCAGGAACACGCUGAGGAUGAGGCUUCACAACGAAUGACUCUUUAACCUGUUUGUAGAAAAAUUAAAUCUGUAAAUUCUUGACAUUUGUAUAGUUAAAAAUUGAUGAUCUGACAAGAGGUUGCACGAUUUUGUAAAGUUGACUGUUAUGUAGUGAAGGUCAAGUCAAGUUCUUGACCUGAUUACAUGCAGAUACGUAUAGCCUGUAUAAAAACAGGCUGCAACUUAGCAGAAUAAAAUAGAAUAGAAUAGAAUAGAAUAGAAUAGAAUAGAAUAGACUUCCCUUUAUAGAGCACAACGCUGCCAUAUUGGCAGGAAAGUGCGCUUCUCUAAUGACUAUUUGGUUUGGCAACUGCAAGAAACUAACUAAUUAACCUGCGGCUGUUGUGAGCCAGGAUUCAAGAACAGUCGGGGACAAGCAAAGUGGAACUGGUUUUAUGGGAUUCCCAAAGAUCCUGCAACAUGGCAGAUGUGGACUAAUGCCAUAAAACUAAAUGGGUUUGUCUUGUGUAGCGAUCACUUUAUAUCAGGGACAGAAUCCAGCGUUUUCCAAGUGUCAUGUCUUAUUUAUUUAUUUUAACACGAUGUCAAACAGAUUUCUUUUCAUAAAGGAAAGUUAGUCUAAUGUUUAUAACAUGGAUUACAAAGACAUGUUGCUCAUUCAGCAGUAAAACUACUCACAGUGAUUAAACAGUUACUUGUUAUUGUGAUUAUUAUUACGCAGUAGAAUGCACAUGUAUAAUAAAUAAAAAUAAAGGAAUAAUUUAAUGUA
This is a messenger RNA of Mugil cephalus (flathead mullet), 1332 nucleotides long. RefSeq names its product transmembrane protein 229B-like. The record is from RefSeq and is a predicted model, not a curated record. NCBI's taxonomy places the organism in Eukaryota, Metazoa, Chordata, Actinopteri, Mugiliformes, Mugilidae. The coding region runs from base 88 to 600 and encodes 170 amino acids. The transcript has 2 exons.